AUGUUCACCACCAAAAGAUCGCUAGAGAUCCCUCAUGACUACCCUAGCUGCACAAAACACAUGCAUCGUCAGUACCUUCUGUAUGAUGUAAAUCCUCCUGAAGGGUUCAACCUCCGCAGAGAUGUCUAUAUUCGCAUUGCUUCCCUUCUGAAGACCUUGCUGAAAAGUCAGAACUGGGUGUUAGUUCUGCCUCCCUGGGGACGUCUUUAUCACUGGCAGAGCCCUGACAUCCUUCAGGUCCGGAUCCCUUGGUCUGAGUUCUUCGACCUGCCAAGCCUCAACAGGAACAUCCCUGUCAUUGAAUAUGAGCAGUUCCUUGCAGAGUCAGGUGGACCCUUUAUUGAGCAGAUUUAUGUCCUACAAGGCUAUGCAGAAGGGUGGAAAGAAGGAACAUGGGAAGAAAAAAUAGAUGAAAGGCCGUGCAUUGAUCAGCUUAUGUACUCCAAAGACAAACAUGAGUACUACAGGGGCUGGUUUUGGGGUUAUGAGGAAACGCGGGGCCUAAAUGUCUCUUGUUUGUCUGUCCAAGGAUCUGCCUCUAUUGUAGCUCCCAUCCUUUUGAAGAACACUUCAGCACAGUCAGUGAUGUUAGACAGAGCUGAAAACCUUCUUCAUGACCACUACGGAGGGAAAGAUUAUUGGAAU
Messenger RNA from Antrostomus carolinensis (chuck-will's-widow), 645 nucleotides. RefSeq names its product GDP-fucose protein O-fucosyltransferase 2. The transcript has 5 exons. Gene Ontology annotation, biological process: protein O-linked glycosylation via fucose. Gene Ontology annotation, molecular function: peptide-O-fucosyltransferase activity. Lineage: Eukaryota; Metazoa; Chordata; Aves; Caprimulgiformes; Caprimulgidae. The record is from RefSeq and is a predicted model, not a curated record. The annotation marks the transcript as partial.